GUUGAAUAUAGAUUAAGAAUUGGAAAAACGAAAGGCUACUACAUUUUAAGUUGACAGUUUGCGAUAGAGAAAACAGACAAUGGCGACUGGAGGAGGUCUUUUGGGAGCAGGAGUACACAUACAUGGGGGAGCACCUCGUGGGACAGCGCCUGUCGGAGCCCCUGCUGGAGUAUCUUUUGACCUCGAGAAGAAAGAGGCUUAUUACUUACGUAUGCAUCUGCUGAUAGUAAACGAGGCAACCGCUUUGUUAAGGACACGGUUUGACCUGGCUGUACCGUCAAAUCAACUUCAUAGGACGUUACAAAAUUCUAUGAAAACCUUACUCUAUGCAAAAGAUAAAUAUCUUAAUAAAACGCAAUGGGAUUUUUUAUUUCCGAAAAACAAGCCACCGUCUUCGGACACCUUCGACGUUACCCUCCUAGUUUAUCUCCUCAGAAACAUCUGUAGACUUAAGUCGAAAUGGUGGGUCGAAUCUGACAACAGCAAGAUUCCUGACAUUGUAGUUACUAUGGAUGCUGACAUUGUUCGGUUGAGGAACUUAAGGAAUGAUCUGCUGCACAAACCCGUUGCUUCAUUAGAGCCGGCAGAAUUUGAAGACAUGUGGGACCUAGCAGAAAAGGCAAUGCUUCGACUUGCUGCAAAGUUAAACAUACAAGAUCAAAAGCAGAAAAUUGAUGAUUUGAAAACCAGUCAACUGGAUUUAGUUACCGAUGGAAUGAGAAGUAUAAGAGCAAAUACAGAAUUAUUUCUUCAAGACUAUCUUGACGAUCUUCAAUAUGUAGAAACUGCUGCCUACCAGAAAGCAAUAUCAAUUCUUAGAGAUAAACACAUGGUAAUACUAACUGGGCAUCCAGGGGAAGGUAAAACUACUAUGGCUGCAAGACUUGCCUUACACGUAAGUCAGUCCCCACGUAACUGCCUUAAUCUUGUAGCGCCAUCUGAUUGGAGAAAAAUCGAUUUGUUAUUAAAGCUUUUUGAUACAAUAAUCAUAGAUGACAUAUUUGGUGCUGGAGCCUUGGAUCAAAAGUUGGUCGGUGAUUGGCGAAAUCAUCUGAAUGAAAUAGAGAGAGCAGCAAAGAAAAAAGCUGUGAGAGUGAUAAUAACGUCCAGGCAUUACAUUUAUGAGGAAUCUAAAGAAGAGCUUGGCUCUGUGCCAAUGUUCACGGACGAUAAUAAAGCUCUUCUGCUGCUUACAUCUUCCGAUCUUUCACCCGACGAGAAAACCAAAAUUCUUAAGAUGCAAGCGGAAAAAAAUGAACAAAUUCUGGAAGACAAAACAAUACAUGAAUGUGUUGAAGCUUCUAAAGGGCCGACAGAAGAAGUAAAAGAUUUUCUGUUCGGAUUCCCAGAAUGUGCAUCUAUGUUUGUCAGAAACAAAACCAUGCUCGACAAAGGUGCAUCGUUUUUUAAGAAACCAGCCCAGUUCUUUAAAACAUACUUAGAAAAUUUGUAUAGAGGCAAAGAACAAGAAAAGUUUUUAGCACUUGUAGCUGUAUGGGCCAGUGAUGAUAAAAAAGUAUCACGAAAAGAGUUGAAGAAUACGGAAAGUGCAUCAAACCAUGUCAAGAAGGUAGCAAAAAUAUUUGGCUAUAAUGUCAGCCGAGACUUCCUUUACAAAAUGCGAUUGUCAUUAGAGUCUCAUGUGGGAGGAUAUCUUGUUUUUAUAGGGGCAACUAAAGAGUAUACUUUCAGUCAUAAUGUCAUCGCAGAUAUGGUUGGUUUGGUCAUUGGUAAAAAGGAACCAGAAAAAUCAAUAGAAAUAUGUCCACGAGAUUUUCUCAUGGAGUUUGUUUCAAUUGAGGAGGGCAUGCGAGAUGAUUUUAAAAUAGUCUUAAUGGACAGCGAAAUAGAUUGUCUUAUUGCUAAAUGUGUUAAAAUGAUUUUGCGAGAGAACUGUAACCAAGUUGCUAAAGAAAACAAACUGGAUGAGUUUCAAACACUUUCCAGAUCCGGACAGAGAAAUAAUGACAUCAACAUUAUAAACACGAUUGAUUUUGGUAUCAUUAAACACAAAGCCUUUAGCUCUGAAAAAUUUGUUAAAAAGUUCAUUGAAUAUGUCGUUAACGAAAAUAUCAUCCAAAACGUUUUCUCUGUACCUGUUAUGACAAUGAAGGGAUAUUUCCUUGACUAUGGCAUAUCUAUGAAGCAACUUGACAUGUGUCUGAUUGGAUAUGCCUGGUACAUUGGGGCAACGACAUUUGCAAAGGAAGUUAUUACAAGACAUGUUCUCGGAGAGGAAAACGUCGAUUUGUCGGUAUCCUUGUUGUUGGCCGUUCACUCAAGACAAAAGGAUUCAGUAGAAUUCCUCCUAAGCCAUGGAGCAAAGGUAACUGGCGAUGCGAUAUAUAUCGCUUCUCAUAAGAACAUAGAGCUUCUUAAGAUAUUACUUCAAUAUCCAGGAACAAACGUCAAUGAUAGAGGAAAUGCAAUCAAUGGUAAUUUUCCUUUAAUCGUAGCAGCGCGAAAGGGUCUAACUGAAGCUGUGAAAUGUAUGCUUAGCUCAGGUGCUGAUCUCGGAGUACAGAACACAGCACACAUGACGGCAUUACAUAAAGCAAUACUAUACAAACGCAAAGAUGUAAUCAGACUUUUGAUAGAUGCCGGAGCACCACUUGAUAUAAAAGGGGGUAAAUUCAAAAGAACACCUUUACAUCUAGCAGUUGAUUUGAAUGAAAUGGAUCUUGUGGGAGUUCUCCGUCACAAAGGUGCAUCAUUGAUGGUCAAAGACCAUAGAGGACACUAUCCAAUACAUAUUGCUGCUAUACGAGGAAGUACUAAUAUUGUAAGAGCACUUUACUUAGCUGAUCCAAGCCAGGACAAACUACGAAUUUCUUCUUAUGGUACAAAGUCUAUUAUCAAAGGACUGUCAUUGUUUCAUAUUGCCGUUUGGAAAAAGAAUGAGGAGCUUCUAGAUGCUUUAAUACAAUUAAAUGCUGAUCCAAAUGUAAAAGAUUUCUAUGGCCAGACGCCUUUGUUCUUUGCAAUAAUGAGAAAACAGGAGAGCUUCAUCAAUAAAUUAUUGAACUACGAGAGAACCGAUAAGAGAAAACCACAAAAGCAAGGUUUUACUCCUCUACAUGCGGCUAUUCACAAAGAUUUAGAUGACAUUGCGACACGUUUGACAGGAGAUUCCGAUGUAAACGCAAAGGACAAAUACGGGAAAACGGCACUUCAUGUAGCAUGUGAAAAGGCAAAGGUUCGGUUAAUACAGACUCUUCUUAAAACAGGGGCAGAUCAAAGAAUUAUCACAAAGAGAGGAGAUACUGUGUACCAUAUCUUGAGACGAAGUAAGAAGAAAUUGUCUGCAAAUAAAGCUAACGAGUCAGGUCAUGCGUGA
Messenger RNA from Ruditapes philippinarum (Manila clam), 3337 nucleotides. RefSeq lists its product as uncharacterized. The coding region runs from base 80 to 3337 and encodes 1085 amino acids. Gene Ontology annotation, molecular function: protein binding. The record is from RefSeq and is a predicted model, not a curated record. The transcript is spliced from 5 exons. Lineage: Eukaryota; Metazoa; Mollusca; Bivalvia; Venerida; Veneridae.